Molecule: messenger RNA, 1866 nt
Organism: Gekko japonicus
Lineage: Eukaryota; Metazoa; Chordata; Lepidosauria; Squamata; Gekkonidae
Gene: ZCCHC10
Product: zinc finger, CCHC domain containing 10
Exons: 4
Coding region: 28-540 (170 amino acids)
Molecular function (GO): nucleic acid binding; zinc ion binding
Source: RefSeq, a predicted model, not a curated record
UGCGUUGUUGCCCAGCCGGUGGCUAAGAUGGCGACUCCCAUGCAUCGCCUUAUUGCCCGGAGACAGGCGGAGGCAAACAAGCAACAUGUGAGAUGUCAGAAGUGUUUAGAAUUUGGACACUGGACCUAUGAAUGUACAGGGAAAAGAAAAUACCUUCACAGACCUUCAAGGACAACGGAGUUAAAAAAAGCACUGAAAGAAAAAGAAAAGCAACUAUUACAACAAAGCUCUGGAGAAGGCACUACGGACAGGAAGAGCAAAAAGAAAAGAUCUAAAAGUGUGACAAGUUCCAGCACUAGCAGCAGCAGCAUCAGUUCCGCCAGUGAGUCGUCUUCUGAGAGUGAAGACUCUUCAUCCUCCUCUUCUGAUGACAGUGACAGUGAUGAAAGCACUUCCACUUCCUCCUCCUCCCCUUCUUCAAGUAGUUCUUCCAGCUCUUCUGACUUUGAAACAGAUUCCAGUUCCUCCAGUAGCAGCAGCAGCACCAGCACAGACAGCAGCACAGAUGAUGAGCCACCAAAGAAAAAGAAGAAGACAUAGUUUGCAGGGUCAGAACUCUGGUGUUGGAAUUUUAAAAAUUAAAUGGCAUUUAAAAUUGCAUUUAUGGCCAAACAAAUGAACAGGUCCAUUUUUACAAUUCGGAAAAAAGUGUGUUUUACAGAGUAGUCACUAUGGUAUUAAAAAGCUGUUAAAUGGCAAAUAAUGAUUAUUGAAAGAGUAUUUUUGUGGGUUAUUGUUUAAUAGGAAAGGCUACUUUAUUUAAUUUUUAAAGAAAUCUAUCAAAUGUUUAUAUGAACUAAGGUCCAGUCGCCCUGAUGUUUACAUGCUAGAAAGCAACUUUAUUUCUUUGAACCAUCCUGUGUUGUGUCAUAGAGAAACCUUUAUGCCACGUUCAGAUUGCAAGCAAGGUGGAAGGAGGGUGAAUAUAAAGUUUUAUUUCAGUUGGCUGACAAUAUAGCAAAGCCAUAUUAAAUCUCUGCUAAGAGUUAAAGAGGAAAUGAUGAUAUUGCAUCAAAUAUAGAUAAAAUAAAUUUACUUUUUUUUCAAAUGGCUUUUCCGGGUCAAGUAUUAGUUGCAAUGUCAAACUUCUGUCAAUGCUGAUCUGUUGGUCAAUAUGUUUGUGUUCAUACAUUCUCACAGAUCUUGUUCUGCAUAACGGAAACAGGCUUCUGUGCACAGACUGUUGUUCUGGAUGUGUUCCCCAUAUAUGCAAAAAGGAUGUUUAGUAGAGAACAUAGCACAGUAGUGGGCUGCACACGUUACUGCACUUGGACUCUCCCAGCAAAUGGAUGGCUAGUUAUUAGUUUUGAAGGUUCAGAUUGCCUUUUGAGCUUGGGGAGGCUGAUUCCAGAAACCCAUUUCUCCUUUAUAAGUGAACAGUACUGUUAGUACUUACCAAUGUCCAUCUGUUCAUCAGUGGAGAUCCUUACAUGCAGCUGCAUACUCAACUCAGUGCUAUGCACCAGAAUCUCUGGACCAGGGCCAAAUGCUUUAAUCUUUUUAACAGGACCUGUGUUUAGAGCUUCUUACUGAAACUUUUCUGAGACAAGGUCAUCCCUGUAAAGCAUUACUUGCACAGUGCAUAGAGAGAGUAGUAUUACCAUUGCAACAGAAGUGUUUCAUCUUUGUGCCUUUUUCAUAAAGUUAAAUAAGUACUAAUAGGGAAGAUUGGAAUCCUAAUUAUACCUUCCACAUGCUAAUUUGGGAGCCUUGAGAAAUGGUAAUAGCAUACAUGCCCUGUUUUCAGUGAGGAAGAAAAGUACUUUCAUUGGGGCUGGGUUAAAAAUGUGUCUACAAUUUUCCCUUUGUGCUAUGUUUGGGAAAUUAUUAAGUGUAAAAUAAACUGGAUUAUAUUGAUUGCAUAAC